AUGUCCAUGCAAUUCCAAAGCCCCUUUCAAGAGUCACAGUUUGACAUCUUUGAGUGGUAUCCCCAGUUCCAGUCCUGCCUCCGCUACUUCAUCGACCAUGCCCAGUACAGCGCUCCCGUCCAGACUGUGGCCGCUUGUGUCAACAUUCUCCUGCCCUUCCAGAAGGGAACCUCUCCUCCUGUGACACCUACUCGCUCCGGACCAGUUACUGGCUUCGACUCUCCUGCUGUUCUUCAUGGCUUCUUUGGCGAUGACUGGCUGCAAGGAAUCGGGCCCGUCCACGAGAGCGAACGCAGAAACUACUUAUUUGCCGCAAAGAGUGACAACUGGCUCAAAGUCAAGUCCCAGUACGACAUGGCGGACGGGCAGACAGUUCCCUUCUUGAGGCCUUUACAAAACGUCACCGAGGAGGAGAUACAGGCAGCCGAAUCAAACUGGAGCGAGUGGCUUGCCAUGCAAGACUGGAUGCUUGGACCUAGAGCUCCUCCAGACGUCGGCGACCGACGAGUCAGGGUCAAGAAGGAACAAGACUAA
Messenger RNA from Fusarium vanettenii 77-13-4, 534 nucleotides. RefSeq lists its product as uncharacterized. Bases 1 to 534 code for a protein of 177 amino acids. The transcript is spliced from 3 exons. The record is from RefSeq and is a predicted model, not a curated record. NCBI's taxonomy places the organism in Eukaryota, Fungi, Ascomycota, Sordariomycetes, Hypocreales, Nectriaceae.